GCACAAUAGUAUACAGUGUGGUAUUCUGCGUGAAUACAGUGUGGCAUUCAGUGUGAAAUGUAGCUAGCUAACUAAGGUAGUUAUAUCGUUGUAGUAGCGCAGCAACAACCUGAACUGAAGAUACUCUCAUUCUUUUAGAAAACACUGUCAACUGAGAAUGGAAUAUUUACCCGACCAUAACUGCCGGUAUAAGGACGUGGGCUAUUGGGAUGAACGGUACAAGACGGAACAGUCAUUUGAAUGGUUCGGAGACUUUUCCAAGUUCCAGCAUCUACUGGAGCAGCAUGUCAAGAAGGAGGAUGACAUCCUUAUACUUGGUUGUGGAAACAGCUCUAUGAGUAGUGACAUGUACGACGCGGGCUAUCUCUCCAUCACCAACAUAGACUACUCCUCAGUGUGCAUCGACACCAUGAGUGCCAGACACCUUGCCAAAUGCCCCGGCAUGACUUGGCAUCAGAUGGACGCGCGCAAGCUGUCCUUUCCAGACGCCUCGUAUGAUGUGGUCCUUGAGAAGGGCACCCUGGACGCCAUGCUGGUGGAGGAGAAGGACCCGUGGAAUGUGUCCCAGGAUACGGCCUGUCUCAUUGACCAGGUGCUGAAGGAGAUCUGUCGUGUUUUAAAACCGGGAGGGCGUUUCCUGUCUGUAACCUUCGCACAGCCUCACUUCAGGAAGCGCCUCUAUGCUCGCCAUGACUACGGCUGGUCUGUACGCACCUGUAGCUAUGGAGAUGGUUUCCAAUACUUCCUAUAUGUGCUGACCAAAGGGGAGAAGCUUAGUCCAGAGGAUGCCGCACUGGAGAGAAGGCUAUUGGAGGAGGCCCAAGCCCUUCCCACUGAGGUCAGGACCCAAGAAUCAGACACUGAGGCCUUCCUGGAUAGUAUUGACCUAUAGGAGACGGGUACACCUGUCAUCAUGCCAACAGAAACACAAUGGAUGUAUAUCAAUGGACUCUAUAACAGAGCAUGUAACUUAACUUUUACUGUCUUAAAUUAUGCCUUCCAUGUUUUUAUCCUCUGUGUUCAUUAUAUACACUCACACACACACACACACACACACACACACUCAAAACUAACACACACGCCUGUUAGUUACUAUCCCAGCCUUCAAACCUGCUGGUAUCUGUAUAAGAAACAUCAGAUCAGAUUAAGCUAAGGGUUCUGUUGCAGCUUCAUUAUAGAGCACAGAGGCAUGCAGGAAGCCAAGGAGCCACGGCUGGCUAGAGGCACCAUUAAUAAAGUAGAAAUCAUUUAUUUUUCAUUCACAGCUGAAAUGUAAUUACUGUCUAUUUUUAAGACUUGAAAAAGUGCCUGAUUUUUUUCGAAGAUUGGCUUCAUGCUGCAAUUUUUUUACCUGCAACAAUUUGCUUAAAAUCGUUAUUUAUGGGACUGUUAAAAUGAUAAGCAAUAAAGACAAACUGCCAUUUA
This is a messenger RNA of Esox lucius (northern pike), 1425 nucleotides long. RefSeq names its product endothelin converting enzyme 2a (gene ece2a). NCBI's taxonomy places the organism in Eukaryota, Metazoa, Chordata, Actinopteri, Esociformes, Esocidae. Gene Ontology annotation, molecular function: S-adenosylmethionine-dependent methyltransferase activity. The transcript is spliced from 4 exons. Bases 158 to 892 code for a protein of 244 amino acids. The record is from RefSeq and is a predicted model, not a curated record.